Messenger RNA from Chelonus insularis, 4097 nucleotides. RefSeq names its product satellite-binding protein 1 Dp1 (gene Dp1). Bases 278 to 4018 code for a protein of 1246 amino acids. The transcript has 3 exons. The record is from RefSeq and is a predicted model, not a curated record. NCBI's taxonomy places the organism in Eukaryota, Metazoa, Arthropoda, Insecta, Hymenoptera, Braconidae. Gene Ontology annotation, molecular function: RNA binding. Gene Ontology annotation, cellular component: cytoplasm.
CAAGCGCUUGUCUCAUUUCACUCUGCGUAACCGGUAAGGAAAGUAGUGCGGUUUGUGACUGAUCUUUGCACGGCAGUCUUUAAAAAUAAUAAAUUAUAAAGAUAAUUCAAUUAAAGGUUAACGUAAGAUAGAUUUAAAUAAAAUACGUGAUUGUUACAAUGUUUUAGGUGAAUUACUAAUAAACUGGUGGCAUAAUAAACAAUUAUUACUUGACCGGAUUCUUCAAAUACGGUAGAUGGUACUGUAAGGACUCGACACAAUCCAGGACAAUCCUAAAAUGCAGCAGCAGCCAGUGAUGGAAGAAGGAACGGCUUAUGAGCCUCCAACUUACGAUGAAACAUUUCCGGAACUUCCGGGCUCUAGUAAUCAUGCUAUCAGCUUGAAUCCAUUACCUGUCAAUAACAAUAUGAGAGUUGGAUGUACUUCAGUUACAACGGUUUUUCAUGUUCCAUUAGAAGAACGCAAAUUUGAUCAUAGUGACAAAUUUGGUGAAAGCGAAUCCCUCCAUGAAUGCCAAAAAAUUAGAAAGGAAACUGGUACUCUUAUAGAAAUUUCGUCAUCAAAAAAUCAAACAUUGUCAUUUGUUAUAAGUGGAAAACAAAAUGAUGUUCUCGAAGCACGCCGACGAAUUCUUGCCGCCUUUCAAACGCAGACAAGUAGAACAAUAUCAGUUCCCAAAGAACAUCAUCGUUUUAUUAAGGGAAAACAACGUACGAAAUUAAAUGAACUUGAGCAGAGAACAGCAACAAAAAUUAAUGUGCCAGCCGCUGAAGUCCAAUCAGACUUAAUAACUAUCAUCGGAACAAAAGAAGGUAUAGAAAAGGCUGAACAUGAGAUCAAAGUCAUUUCUGAUGAAGCAUCUAAAAAAGCUAUUGAACGCGUAGUAGUUCCAAAGAUCUAUCAUCCAUUUAUUCGAGGUGCUUAUGAUGAAAAUUUAAAUGCUAUGAUGGCAGAGACAGGAGCUCGAAUAAACGUUCCACCACCAUCAGCACCGAACGAUGAAAUAACAAUUGCAGGUGAAAAGGAGGGCGUUGCUGCUGCUAAAAAAAUGAUUGAAACAAUUCAUAAAGACAUGGAGAAACGAUGCACUCUAGUAUCUGUCGAGGUGCCAAGGUCUCAGCAUAAAUAUGUGAUUGGUCCACAAAGGAGCACAAUUGCUGAGAUCUUACAGCUGACGGGAGUCAGUGUAGAAAUGCCAAGUGGUGAUUCACCAACGGGUACGAUAACCCUUCGAGGUCCACAAGAGAAAUUAGGCCAAGCUCUUGAUAAAGUUUAUGAAAAAGCUAACAGUGUACGUACGGCUACUGUUGAAGCUCCAUCUUGGAUCCAUAAAUAUAUUAUUGGACGUAAAGGUAGUAACAUUAAGAAAAUAAUUGAAGAUUUGCCAAAAGUUAAUGUUGAUUUUACUGAUGAUGUUGAUAAGAUUAAAAUUGAAGGACCCCCUGAAGAAGUUGAAAAAGUAAAGCAGCAGUUAGAAACCCAUGUAAAAGAUCUUGUUAAUAAAUUAUCUUUUGUAGAGGUUAAGGUAGAUCCUAUAUAUUUCAAACAAAUUAUUGGUAAAAACACUAAUAGACUUGAUAAAAUAAAAGAUCAAACGAGUGUUAUUAUAAAUAUUCUUGAUGGGAAUGAUGGACAAAAAAUUGUUCGAUUUGAAGGAAAUCGAACUGGAGUUAUUGAAGCAGAAUCUAAAUUAACAACGAUGAUCAAUAAAUUGGAAAAUGAAAAAGAAAAAGAUAUUAUUAUUAAUCAUCGACACUAUGCUAGUGUUAUUGGUAAGAAUGGCUUUAAUAUUAGAGAGAUUAGAGAAAAGUUUAAUAAUGUUAAGAUUAUCAUUCCUGGGCCUGAUGAAAAAGAUGAUGUUGUGAAAAUAAGAGGUCUUAAAUUAGAUGUUGAUAGGUGCCAUCAAUAUUUAAUGAAGUUGGCUAAAGAGCUUGAUGAGAACAGCGAUUGUCUUGAAGUGCCAAUUUUCAAACAAUUCCACAAGUACAUUAUUGGACGUGGUGGUGCUACUAUUCGUAAAAUUCGUGAAGAAACUCAAACAAAAAUUGAGAUACGGUCUGAAAGUAACGAUCAAGAAAUUAUUAGAAUACUUGGAAAAAAAGAAAACGUUAGAAAUGCUAGAGAUAUGAUAAAGAAAAUACAAAAUGAAAUGAGCAAUGUUAUUGAAGAAGAAGUGACUGUCCCUAAAAAUUUCAAUCUCCUUGGCCUUAACAAAAAAAUAAUUUCCUCCAUUACGGACGAUUGCGGAGGAGUGACUAUUACAUUUCCACCAGCGGAAAGUAAAAGCGAUAAAGUUACUAUUUGCGGUCCAAAGGAAGAUGUUGAGAAGGCAAAACAACAACUCUUAGAAUAUACCAAGGAUCCACACUUAUUGAUUUAUACUGAUACAAUGAAAAUUAAAUUAAUGUAUCAUAAAUUUGUAAUUGGCCGUCAAGGAUCAAAUAUUAAAAAAAUCCGUGAUGCAACUGGUGUAAGAAUUGUCUUUCCUUCUGAUAAAGAUGAUGAUCAAGAAUUAGUAACAAUUAUUGGAAAGAAAGAGUCGGUAGAGAAAGCCAAGGCUGAUUUAGAAAUUAUGCUUAAAGAAAUUGAGAACAUUGUUGAAGAUGAAAUCACGAUAGAUCCUAAACAUCAUAAACAUUUUUUAACUCGUCGCAGUGGAGUUUUGUCACGAAUCGUUGAUGAAUGUGGUGGAGUUCAAGUUUUCUUUCCUAAAGUAGGUAGUGAUAGUGAUCGAGUGACAUUAAAAGGCUCUAAAGAGUGUAUUGAAGCUGCAAAACAACGGAUGAAGGAAAUUGUUCAUGAGUUAGAAUCUAAAGUUACUAUUGAGUGUAUUAUUCCUCAGGUACAUCAUCGAAUUGUUAUGGGAUCAAGAGGAUGCAAUGUUCAAACAAUUACUUCUGAGUUUGAUGUUCAAAUUAAAUUCCCAGAGCGCGAGCAACCAAACCACGAAGAGCAACCUCAAGAACGAAUGAAUGGAGAUGAACAUGUUGAAAGUGAAAGCCAAAAUCCAUUACCUUGUGAUAUAAUCCGUAUUACAGGGCAGCCGGAAAAUGUUGAAAAGGCAAAGAAGGCUUUACUAGACCUUGUUCCAAUUACGGUCCAAGUUGAAGUUCCUUUCGAUUUGCGUCGGUUAAUCAUCGGUAAAUCCGGUCGUGAUAUUCGUACGUUAAUGUCGAAACAUGAUGUUCAUAUAAAAAUGUCUUCUGCUGAUGAUAAGAAAGAUUUCAUAGAAAUUUUCGGAGUUGCUGCUAAAAUUGAAGAAGCAAAGGUUGCUAUUAUAGAGAGAGUUAAAGAAAUUGAAGCUAUGAUGCAGGAACGAGCGCUUAAAUCAUUUGAAUUGAAAGUUGAAGUUAAUCCUGAAUUUCAUCCAAGGAUUAUUGGACGUGGUGGUGCUACUAUUAAGCGAAUUCGUACAGAUCAUGAUGUUCAAGUUGACUUUCCAAAGAAAGGUGAUCCUGAAGAAAAUAUUAUUACUAUUACUGGAUUUGAAAAAAAUACGUAUGAAGCAAAAGAAGAAAUUCUAAAGAUUGUCAGUGGUUUAAUUAAAGAAGAAAUUAAAAUUGACUCAUCUGUUCACUCGCGACUUAUUGGAGCUCGUGGCAAAAAUAUCCGAAGGAUAAUGGAAGAAUAUAAAGUUAAUAUUAAAUUUCCUCGUAAAACUGAUGCAGAUCCGGAUCUAGUCACGAUCUAUGGAACUGAAGAAAAUGUUGUGGAUGCUAGAGAACAUCUAUUGAAUUUGGAGUAUGAAUAUUUACAAGAUUUAGAAGAACGAAACAGGGCAAAUAGAAGCACCAAACGUGAAUCAGAGCGACCACUUGGCAGCAGUGAGAACGACUCAGGUUUCAUUGUAAAAGGUGGGCCAUGGGAACAACAAGCCCAGCCGAAAAGUGCGCCAGAUACAGCAAGUGUUGCAGAUUUUCCAACAUUUGUUGGUCAUGAUUCAAACCAAGUAUCCGUUGCCACUCCUGGAGGACCUUGGGGUAAACGUCGUGAUAUAGUUGCUGGGUCUCUUAAGUAAAACAUUUCAAGACGUAAAAAAGAAAUCUAGGUGAAAAACUUAGAAUUAUGAAUAAGAAUAAUAUUUUCCUCUGACAAAA